Polistes canadensis is the source of this 3268-nucleotide messenger RNA. It is a transcript of the gene metro, whose product is annotated as MAGUK p55 subfamily member 7. Gene Ontology annotation, molecular function: protein binding. The record is from RefSeq and is a predicted model, not a curated record. Bases 955 to 2757 code for a protein of 600 amino acids. The transcript has 11 exons. Gene Ontology annotation, cellular component: cell-cell junction; plasma membrane. Lineage: Eukaryota; Metazoa; Arthropoda; Insecta; Hymenoptera; Vespidae.
CGGUCGUUCUGAAGAUGGCGUCGGCAGUGUGCGCGACGCUUCGCGUCGAGGACGUGAGACGAGGACGGUGGCGAAUUAGAGGAGGAGGAGGAGGAGAAGAAAUUGGUGUUUAGUGAACUAGUAAUAUCAUAGUCGAUCAUUUUACUAAAAGAGUAAUAAUAGAGGAAAAAUAUAGAUACUCGUUAAAGGUGUCGAGGGCACCCUCAAGAGCGGCAACCUUCUGAGCUUGUGCUCGUUAAAUGGGCCAAUCCGGUGACGGCUUCGUCGUCUUAUUGCAUGUUCUGUCUUUCUUAUACAUAUAUAUAUAUAUAGAUAUAGAUAGAUAGAUAAACGUGUGUAUGUGUGUACAUGUGUACAUAUAUACAUGCAAAUAGGAAUAUCGGGCUCCGUUUUACCCCGGAUCUCGAGUGACAGGCGGCCGCUUACGUAACGGAUUAUUCUCGCUAUGAUAACGAUACUCCAGGCGCGAAUACGAAACGACAGAAACGAUCCUUCCAACGACGGGUGGUUAUUCGCGGCGCUGCCUGCGACCCUGCCAGAAAUACGUCGUGACUGACCCGAAUAAUCAUCUCUCCUCUUCCUUCUCUUAACCCUCCUACUCCUAUUCCUCCUCUUAUUUUCUUCCUCCACUUCGGCUUAUUCUACUUUGACUAUUACUACUAAUACUAAUUCUUCUUCCUCGGUUAUUCUCCACUUCCUCGUUGUUCAUUCUUUGGGCUCGUUGUCGUCGUCGUCGUUGCACUCAUCUUCCUUUUUUUUAUCGUCGUCUACCACCUACUUCUCUUUUUUCAAUAUAUAAUAUAUGUAUAUAUAUAGUAUUUACUCAUAUAUAUAUAUACAUAUAUCAGCACCCGUGUGGUGUCUCUGUGAAAGCAUCCCGUCGGGAUUUCAUUCCUCUCGUUGAUAAACCGCAGCAGAACGACAGACCUGCAAAUAACAAACGGACAAGAAAUUAUGACAGCUGCGCUCGUCAUGGAAAACAUUAAUUGGGAUCCCGCAUUGUCGAAACUUUUGAAGUCAUUGAAGGAAAACAAAUCGGAAAUACCAAGUUGUACCGACGAAGAAUUCGGUUUUCUAAGCGAAUUGUUACAAUCUAAGGAAUUGAACGCAUUGGUCACAGUUCACAAUAAGAUAAUAAACAAUGUCAAGGAUGAUAAGUUCUUUCCCGUAUUGUCCAAUUCUAUGGACAUCGAUAUUGAAGUUCUCGAUAUGUUGUCUACGAAAACUCACGUUUCCGAAGAUUACAAAGAACUUUUUCAUCUUUUACAAAAACCUAAUAUGCAGGGUUUACUAUGCGCUCACGACGCCGUUGCCCAAAAGGAUUACUAUCCCAGAUUACCCGAAAUUCCAUUGGAAGUAGACGAGGAUGAGGAAACGGUUAAGAUCGUUCAGCUGGUCAAAUCGAACGAGCCCCUGUGCGGCACCGGGGUCGAACCGAUCGUGGGAGCAACCAUAAAGACCUGCGAGGAAACCGGAAAGAUCGUGAUCGCACGAAUAAUGCACGGUGGUGCAGCAGACAGAUCUGGCCUUAUUCAUGUUGGGGAUGAAGUAUGCGAGGUCAAUGGUAUCAGCGUUGAAGGGAAGACACCGAAUUGCGUUCUUAAAAUUCUGCAAAAUUCGGAAGGUACGAUAACGUUCAAAAUCGUACCGGCAGACAGCAAGGGUGGAAUAAGAGAAAGCAAGGUACGAGUGAGAGCACAUUUUUCGUACAAAGCUUCCGAAGAUCCUUAUAUACCAUGCAAGGAAGCAGGAUUGGAUUUCGUCAAAGGUGAUGUCUUGCACAUCGUCAGCCAGGACGAUGCAUAUUGGUGGCAAGCAAGAAGAGAAGGUGAUCGAAAUAUGAGAGCCGGUUUGAUCCCCAGUAGAGCACUUCAGGAACGUAGGAUCAUUCUCGAGAGACAACAAAGGGAAAAAAUCGACGAUGACAAUAUAAGCUUGUGUUCUGUUCCAGUGCCUUUGCCCGCAUUGUGCCCCCGUCCCAGUACCUCUUUGCACGCCUCGCCUACAAAGUGCAACUUGCAGGGAAUAAAAACUAAAAAAAUCAUGUAUGACGCUGCAGAAAACGACGACUUCGAUCGGGAAGAGGUACCGACUUACGAAGAGGUAGCCAAACUUUAUCCAAGGCCGGGUCUCUACAGACCCGUUGUUCUUAUUGGACCACCUGGUGUCGGCAGAAACGAACUCAAGAGAAGGCUGAUGUCAACCGAUUCUGACAAAUACAAAACUCCUGUGCCCUAUACUUCAAGACCUCCCAGGUCAGGUGAAAUCGACGGUAAGGAAUAUCAUUUCGUAACUCGUGAAAAAAUGGAAGAGGAUAUCGAAACUGGUAAAUUCAUCGAGUAUGGGGAAUACAAAGGGAACCUUUACGGGACUAGUGCGGAGAGUGUUAGUUCUUUGAUCAAUGCAGGAUACGUUUGCUUAUUAAAUCCACAUUAUCAGGCACUGAAGAUGCUUAGAACGCCACAAUCUAAACCAUACGUGAUUUAUAUCAAACCACCUAGGUUUGAGACACUUCAAGAAACGAGAAACGAAGCAAGAGCUAGGUCUACCUUCGAUGAAAGCAACUCACGAGGCUUUACGGACGAAGAAUUUAACGAGAUCCUGCAUAGUGCAGCAAGGAUAGAAUUCCUUUAUUCUCAUCUCUUCGAUGAAGUCAUCGUAAAUGCUGAUCUUUCGAUAGCUUUUGAACAACUAGUAAACGCCGUUCACAGAGUUGAAUCCGAACCUCUUUGGGUUCCAGCUUCUUGGGUGCAAUGAAUACAAUUCUCUCCUACAACCUAUUCGAGUUUAACCAAUGAACGGGAUAUAUGGUUGAUUAAGAUAAUCCGGACAAAUAAGAGAGAAAAACAGAGAGAGCUAAAAAAUAAACAAUACGUGCUUCUUAUCGCUAAAUAAGAGAAAGGAUAAGUUUCUUUCCUCUCGAGAAACAAAACGAAAUUAAACGGUACGCUAAUACGUAUUUUUAACUCUUUCAAACAUUAUUCUUAAAUUCUAUCGGAGUUUUUUGUUUUUUUUUUGGAUUGAUUGAUAAAAGAAUUCGCUAUAAAUUAACAAAAAAUAAAAUGAAGAUAAUAUUAUUCGAAUAUAAGAAUGAAAACGUAUGAACGAUUGAUUAAUCGAUUUUAUUCUCGAGAGGAAUAAUAAACUUGCCAAACAAGAAUGGCUGUUUUCGCGUCGACUUCCUACGACGACGUUUCGAAGUUAACAAAAUUUACAAUUUAGAAUGUUACAUUGCCUUUAUACCCAUAGUUAAAGAAAAACAAAAGGA